Messenger RNA from Bactrocera dorsalis (oriental fruit fly), 1426 nucleotides. It is a transcript of the gene Set, whose product is annotated as protein SET. Lineage: Eukaryota; Metazoa; Arthropoda; Insecta; Diptera; Tephritidae. The record is from RefSeq and is a predicted model, not a curated record. The coding region runs from base 229 to 1029 and encodes 266 amino acids. Gene Ontology annotation, biological process: nucleosome assembly. Gene Ontology annotation, cellular component: chromatin; nucleus. The transcript is spliced from 5 exons. Gene Ontology annotation, molecular function: histone binding; chromatin binding.
GCCAUUUAUUUCUCAUCGUCACUUUGCAACAGUUUUGUGCGGCAUUUUUGCAUUUUCUGAAUAGGUGUUCUAGAAGAGAGGUGGAAAAGCAAGAAGAAAGAAUUACAAAUUGCGCUUCUUCGUGAAUAAAAAACGGUUGCGGCGUAACGACUGUACCCAUUAUAUGUGCAGUGAAAGUUCUCAAAAAACGGGAAAAUCUUAAAUUAAUUAAACCAACUAAUUAUCGACAUGUCCAGUCUGCCGAGCAAAAAAGCUAAAUUGUCUAAUGAUGGUGAUGGCAACGCGACAACUGCAAACGCACCUAAUGAGGAAGAGUCUGAGGCUUUGGAAUUAAUUGAUGCAUGUCAAAAUGAGAUUGACGCACUUAAUGAGAAGGCUAGUGAGGAAAUACUCAAAGUGGAGCAGAAAUACAAUAAAUUAAGGAAGCCAUGCUAUGAGAAACGUAGCGAGUUAGUGAAACGAAUUCCGAACUUCUGGGUGACAGCGUUUAUUAACCAUCCACAAGUGUCUGCCAUUUUGGAUGAAGAAGAGGAGGAAUGUCUACACGCUCUUACCAAGUUAGAAGUAGAAGAAUUUGAAGACAUAAAAUCGGGGUACCGUAUCCAUUUUUAUUUCGACGAAAAUCCUUAUUUUGAAAAUAAGGUGCUUACUAAAGAGUUUCACUUAGGAUCGGGAAACGCGGAAAACAGUGAUUGUCCAUCGUCGACGAGCACUCCCAUUCAAUGGAAAGAUGGUAAAGAUCUCAUAAGAUCAUGUAUGACGAAGCCGUAUCAACAAAAUAAGCGGAAACGACCUGCGGACUACAAGACAUUUUUCGAUUGGUUCUCAGACAACACUGAUCCUGUUAAUGAUGAGAUAGCUGAAUUAAUCAAAGAUGAUCUCUGGCCGAAUCCUCUUCAGUAUUAUUUAGUACCUGAUAUUGAGGUUGAACCAGAAGAUGAUGAAGAUGAUAAUGAGGAUAAUGAAGAGGAAUUAUUUGAUGAUGAAGAUGCAGAAGGCGAGGAAGAUGAUGAAGAAGAUGAAAAGUAAAUGCGGUGUUAUUUUUUAAUUGGUCUUCUAUAAAAUACCGCAAAGAUAAAUUUCAUUAACAUUAAGAAACGUAAUUGAAAGUGUCCACCAGCAGAAUAAUAAUUUUAUAUAUCCAAAACUUUUCUCAAUUUGACUUCAACGAAUAUAACUUUUUGACAUUUGCUAAAUUAAAUUAAUUGUGGGAAAUGUGAAUAAUUUGUUGUUACGCUUCCCCCUCUGUUGGAGUAUAAAAGUUUGUCACAUUAUGCAGCUUUUCACAAGACGAUAACUUCAUAUAUGAAGUUUAAUUAUCGACGUGUUAAUUUCUAUGCAUAAAUACAAGGAAUUUGAAUUCAUACUACAUAGACUGUAUGUAUUUCCCGGAAAAGAAUUAAAAAUAAAUAUUACGAGAAUACAA